AUGCUCACGCGCGUCAAGUCCGCCGUGGCCAACCUCAUGGGCGGCAUCAUGGCAGGCGGCUCGGGCGCCGAGCACGGCGGCGGCUCCGAGCUGCCGCUGCGCUUCCCCUACGGGCGGCCCGAGUUCCUGGGGCUCUCGGCCGACGAGGUGGAGUGCUCGGCCGACCACAUCGCGCGGCCCAUCCUCAUCCUCAGCAAGGAGACGCGGCGCCUGCCCUGGACCACGGGCUACGCGGAGGUAAUAAAUGCAGGGAAAAGCACACACAAUGAAGAUCAAGCUAGCUGUGAAGUGCUUUUUGUCAAGAAGAAAACAGGAGGAGCUAACUCUACACCAAACAAGAAUUCAACAAAACGGAGGUCAUCGCUGCCAAACGGAGAAGGUCUCCAGCUGAAAGAAAACUCGGACACAGAUGGUAUCAACUUAUACUACUGGUCCCUGUUUGAUGGACAUGCUGGGUCAGGGGCAGCCGUCGUCGCUUCCAAACUGCUUCAGCACCAUAUCCUGGAGCAGCUGCAGGAGCUCGUGGACAUCCUGAGGAACUCGGCCAUCCUACCGCCGACCUGCCUGGGAGAGGAGCCCGAGCACCCAGCGGCCAACAGCAGGACGCUGACGCGGGCGGCCUCGCUGCGCGGCGGGGUGGGUGCCCCGGGCUCGCCCAGCACCCCUCCGACGCGCUUCUUCACGGAGAAGAAGAUCCCCCACGAGUGCCUCGUAAUCGGCGCCAUAGAAAGUGCGUUCAAGGAAAUGGAUUUACAAAUAGAACGAGAGAGGACUGUGUAUAACAUUUCUGGUGGCUGCACGGCCCUUGUUGUGGUGUGUUUAUUGGGGAAGCUCUACGUGGCAAAUGCUGGUGAUAGCAGGGCUAUAAUAAUCCGAAACGGGGAAGUCAUUCCAAUGUCUUCAGAAUUCACUCCUGAGACCGAACGCCAGCGACUUCAGUAUCUGGCUUACAUGCAGCCCCACUUGCUGGGAAAUGAGUUCACACACCUGGAGUUUCCACGGAGGGUGCAGCGCAAGGAGGUUGGCAAGAGGAUGCUCUACCGCGACUUCAACAUGACCGGCUGGGCGUACAAAACCAUUGAAGAAGACGACUUGAAGUUUCCUCUUAUAUAUGGAGAAGGCAAGAAGGCUCGGGUCAUGGCAACAAUUGGGGUGACCCGAGGACUGGGAGACCAUGACCUGAAGGUGCAUGACUCCAAUAUCUACAUCAAACCUUUCCUGUCCUCUUCUCCUGAGGUGAGAGUCUAUGACCUUCUGCAGUAUGAGCAUGGGCCAGAUGAUGUUCUCAUCCUAGCUACUGAUGGACUCUGGGAUGUGCUGUUAAAUGAAGAAGUGGCAGAAGCUGUCACUAAUUUUCUACCAAACUGUGACCCUGAUGAUCCCCACAGGUACACGCUGGCGGCGCAGGAGCUGGUGAUGCGCGCCCGCGGCGUGCUCAAGGACCGCGGCUGGAGGAUUUCCAACGACAGGCUGGGCUCCGGAGACGACAUCUCUGUCUAUGUCAUCCCUCUCAUACACGGCAACAAGCAGUCCUGAAAGCGGCCUCGCCAGUGCUUACGGGAGGGGCGGCGUUUCGGGAAGGGCCUCUGAGAGACAGUGUGUGGGUGACAGCCUGGCCAGGACUUUCCCAAUCGAUGUAUCUUAAUCUAAACUAAUGCUGGAGGGGUAUUUUUUCUGCCCGAAAAGUGGGCUCCGCACAUAUACUGUAUAUGACUAAAGAUAUCUCUUAUGAUUACAGUUCCCCUAUAGAAAUGGUUUUGGUGCUUAACAGGAACGGGAUUUAUAUGCUGCUAGUGUGUUACGGAUUCUGUGGUCCCGCCAGGUGAAGACCUGAAGCAGAAGUUAAUAUUUUUCAGUUUACCAUGUAGCUUGGAAGAGCCAUUUUAGUUGUGGAAGUAGAAAUGGGUAUCAGAAGCCAAGGAGACUCCUGAAAUCCACCCUCAAAUAUUCAGAGCAGCGACUCAGGCCACAUCUCAUUUAGAAAAGUACAUAUA
Molecule: messenger RNA, 1994 nt
Organism: Nothoprocta perdicaria
Lineage: Eukaryota; Metazoa; Chordata; Aves; Tinamiformes; Tinamidae
Gene: PPM1H
Product: protein phosphatase, Mg2+/Mn2+ dependent 1H
Exons: 10
Coding region: 1-1536 (511 amino acids)
Biological process (GO): protein dephosphorylation
Molecular function (GO): protein serine/threonine phosphatase activity
Source: RefSeq, a predicted model, not a curated record